CCUUCCGCUUCCGGCGCGUCGGCGGUCGAGAACCAACAUGGUGGCGGCUGCGGUGCUGGUGUCCCGAGCUUCUCGGCUGCUUGGCCGGUCCCACGUCGGGCGGCCCCUGUCGAGCGGCGCGCACGGCGAGGAGGGCUCAGCUCGCAUGUGGAAGGCCCUCACCUACUUCGUCGCGCUGCCCGGGGUGGGAGUGAGCAUGCUCAAUGUCUUCCUGAGAUCUCGCCACGAAGAGCACGACAGGCAGGAGUUCGUCGCCUACCCCCAUCUCCGCAUCAGGACCAAGCCCUUUCCCUGGGGAGAUGGCAACCAUACUCUAUUCCAUAACCCUCAUACAAAUCCUCUUCCCACUGGCUAUGAAGAUGAGUAAAGAGAACCUGGACCAUCACCUAGGCACCUGGGACCACAGCUUUGGUUUGGCCCAUUCCUCUGCACGUGGACCAGAGAAGUACAUGGGACCUUAAGCUCACCCUCCUUCUUGUAUCAAAUGACAAUUAAACCAUUUUUCCAUCACUUUGCUUAUAGCAGGAGAUGGCUUAAAUAAAUAGUUUAAACUUA
Molecule: messenger RNA, 555 nt
Organism: Dipodomys spectabilis (banner-tailed kangaroo rat)
Lineage: Eukaryota; Metazoa; Chordata; Mammalia; Rodentia; Heteromyidae
Product: cytochrome c oxidase subunit 6A1, mitochondrial
Exons: 3
Coding region: 38-367 (109 amino acids)
Biological process (GO): mitochondrial electron transport, cytochrome c to oxygen
Cellular component (GO): mitochondrial inner membrane
Molecular function (GO): enzyme regulator activity
Source: RefSeq, a predicted model, not a curated record